GAAAUAAAGCGGUUCAAGGUUUCUUGGAGUCACGGAGCUCUGUCGGGAUCCGGGCGCAGCUUACGUGACAGCCGGCUCCGGUUAGAUAAGCCCGACAUUUCCGAGCCGACCUCUGGGGCUCCAUGGUCGCCUCCUCUCGGCUUCGGCUGCUGUGGCGACACUUUGCGGGCAGCGGGAUGGGAGAGAUGGCCUCGAAGGUGGAGAUGCCGACCCCGGAGACAGCGCUUCCCGGCCGGCCUGAAGGCAUCCGAGUGUCCGAGCAGCCUGGAGCAUCGCUGCAUUUGGAGGUUAGCCAGCUUGCCAGCAUGCUGAUGUGGCCAAAAGUGGACAACGGACUCGUUUUUCUGGUAAACUCCCGUCCGAGCGGCAGGAGAACGUCCAGGAUGUGGCGAGAGCCCGUUAUAAAACAUCACGUGAACGGAAACCGGACAGUUCCUCCUUUCCCAGAUGGAACAGAGACCGUCAUGUUUGGUAUGGGCUGCUUCUGGGGGGCGGAGAGGAAGUUCUGGAGACAGAAGGAGGUUUACUCCACUCAGGUGGGCUACGCUGGGGGGUUCACCCAGAAUCCCACCUACAGGGAGGUGUGCACAGGGAGAACUGGACACACUGAGGUGGUGCGAGUCGUCUACGAUCCGCAGAAGGUCAGCUUCGCCAGACUCCUCAAGGUCUUCUGGGAAAGCCACGACCCGACGCAAGGGAUGCGUCAGGGGAACGAUGUCGGCACCACGUAUCGCUCUGCCAUCUUCACCUCCACUCAGCAGCAGCUGGACGAAGCCCUGUCCUCCAGAGACCAGUACCAGAAGCUGCUCUCGGACGGAGGCUUCGGUCCGAUCACCACUCAGAUCGGUUCCGGUCAGACGUUCUACUACGCCGAGGAUUACCACCAGCAGUACCUCAGUAAAGACCCUGAAGGCUACUGCGGCCUGCGGGGGACGGGGGUGUCCUGUCCAAUCGGACGCAAGGAGACGGGCUGAGCGGCCAAUCAGAGAGGAGAGAGACACGCAGACUUCAGCCUCUUCAAGAGCGUGAAAAAAAACACAAAGAAUUUAUUUGAAACAUUUUUUUGAUGCUUUUAAAGUUCCUCAGAAAUUCAUUAAAAGACAAUAAGAAGGAAGAUUUCUACUGGAGUGAU
Salarias fasciatus (jewelled blenny) is the source of this 1132-nucleotide messenger RNA. It is a transcript of the gene msraa, whose product is annotated as methionine sulfoxide reductase Aa. Bases 123 to 974 code for a protein of 283 amino acids. Gene Ontology annotation, biological process: cellular response to oxidative stress. NCBI's taxonomy places the organism in Eukaryota, Metazoa, Chordata, Actinopteri, Blenniiformes, Blenniidae. Gene Ontology annotation, cellular component: cytoplasm. The record is from RefSeq and is a predicted model, not a curated record. Gene Ontology annotation, molecular function: peptide-methionine (S)-S-oxide reductase activity. The transcript is spliced from 7 exons.